Terrapene triunguis (Three-toed box turtle) is the source of this 1776-nucleotide messenger RNA. It is a transcript of the gene HNRNPA2B1, whose product is annotated as heterogeneous nuclear ribonucleoprotein A2/B1. Gene Ontology annotation, molecular function: RNA binding. Lineage: Eukaryota; Metazoa; Chordata; Testudines; Emydidae. Bases 151 to 1245 code for a protein of 364 amino acids. The transcript has 11 exons. The record is from RefSeq and is a predicted model, not a curated record.
CGGCGGCCGUUGGGCUGGUGCGCAGCACAGGGAGGCGGGGGUACACGCUGCGGCAACAGCGCAAGCGGAGGCGAGUCCUAGAACCGCCUGACAGACCGUUUAACCGAGCUCCCGUUGCGCUAGCGAGCCGCGUGCGCCCUAGGGGUGACCAUGGAGGGCAGUAAGCGAACCGGUUCUCUCUCUGGCCCUGCGAAACGCCGGGAUCAGGCCGGGGAGGCACAGAUGAGAGAAAAGGAGCAGUUUCGCAAACUGUUCAUUGGUGGCUUGAGCUUUGAAACAACAGAAGAAAGUUUGAGAAACUACUAUGAGCAAUGGGGGAAACUUACAGACUGUGUGGUGAUGAGGGAUCCUGCAAGCAAACGAUCGAGAGGAUUUGGUUUUGUAACAUUCUCCUCCAUGGCCGAAGUUGAUGCAGCCAUGGCUGCAAGACCUCACUCAAUUGAUGGAAGGGUAGUUGAGCCAAAACGAGCAGUAGCCAGAGAGGAAUCUGGAAAACCAGGUGCUCAUGUUACUGUGAAAAAGCUGUUUGUUGGUGGAAUUAAGGAAGAUACUGAGGAACACCACCUUCGAGACUACUUUGAGGAAUAUGGGAAAAUUGACACUAUUGAAAUAAUUACAGAUAGACAAUCUGGUAAAAAGAGAGGUUUUGGCUUUGUUACGUUUGAUGACCAUGAUCCUGUGGAUAAAAUUGUAUUGCAGAAAUACCACACCAUCAAUGGCCAUAAUGCAGAAGUAAGAAAAGCUUUAUCUAGACAAGAAAUGCAAGAAGUUCAAAGUUCUCGGAGUGGAAGAGGAGGUAACUUCGGCUUUGGGGAUUCGCGUGGAGGUGGUGGCAACUUUGGUCCAGGACCAGGAAGCAACUUCAGAGGUGGAUCUGAUGGAUAUGGAAGUGGUCGUGGAUUUGGUGAUGGAUACAAUGGAUAUGGUGGAGGACCAGGAGGUGGCAAUUUUGGAGGUAGUCCUGGUUAUGGAGGAGGAAGAGGAGGAUAUGGUGGUGGAGGACCUGGAUAUGGCAACCAGGGUGGGGGCUACGGAGGUGGUUAUGACAACUAUGGAGGAGGCAAUUAUGGAAGUGGAAACUACAAUGAUUUUGGAAACUAUAACCAACAGCCCUCAAACUAUGGUCCAAUGAAGAGUGGAAAUUUUGGUGGUAGCAGGAACAUGGGGGGACCAUAUGGUGGAGGAAACUAUGGUCCAGGAGGCAGUGGAGGAAGUGGUGGAUAUGGAGGGAGGAGCCGUUACUGAGCUUCUGCAAACUUGCCAUGGGCUUCACUGUAUAAAUAGGAGAGGAUGAGAGCCCAGAGGUAACAGAACAGCUUCAGGUUAUCGAAAUAACAAUGUUAAGGAAACACUUACUCAGUCAUGCAUAAAUAUGCAGUGAUAUGGCAGAAGACACCAGAGCAGAUGCAGAGAGCCAUUUUGUGAAUGGAUUGGAUUAUUUAAUAACAUUACCUUACUGUGGAGGAAGGAUUGUAAAAAUGCCUUUGAGACAGUUUCUUAGCUUUUUAAUUGUUGUUUCUUUCUAGUGGUCUUUGUAAGAGUGUAGAAGCAUUCCUUUGAUAAUGUUAAAUUUGUAAGUUUCAGGUGACAUGUGAAACCUUUUUUAAGAUUUUUCUCAAAGUUUUGAAAAACUAUUAGCCAGGAUCAUGGUGUAAUAAGACAUAACGUUUUCCUUUUAAAAAAUUUAAGUGCGUGUGUAGAGUUAAGAAGCUGUUGUACAUUUGAUUUAAUAAAAUAAUUCUAAAGGAAAUACUGUGUAAUUAUAGAUUUUUUUUU